UUUGAUCAUUAAACAGAUCAUGGAGAUGGACCACAUCAAGCUAUCAGAGGAGGCACGGGCAUAUAAGAAGUGCCUUGAAGAUAUGAAUGAAAUGAGGUUUACCAUUCAUUCCACUUUAAAUCAGCAAGUAAAUUUGCAUAAUGAUCUGAAGACUAAGUUUAUUGAAGGGGCCAAAGAACAGAAAGAGCUCUACAACAAGGUGUUAGAGUUGAAAGGAAACAUACGGGUCUUUUGCCGGUGCAGGCCUCUAAACAAUGAUGAAGUUGCAGCAGGAGCUUCAAUGGCUAUUGAUUUUGAAUCUGCUAAAGAUGGUGAGCUCACUGUCAAAUCAAAUGGGGUCACCAGAAAGACCUUCAAGUUUGAUGCUGUAUUUGGUCCUCAAGCAGAACAAGGUAUGCAGACAAUGAUAGAUGAGCUUUUUGUUUGGACAGUAUAAAGACGAGGAAGAAGAAGGUGCACACGUCAAAGUACAAUUUCACCCAUGUAUUAACAGAUAGUUAACGGAAAAAUCACUUUUGUACUAAAUUUGCUAACGGAGUACACCACAGGGGUUUAAAUCCGAGUUUUUUUAGCACAUGGGCUAUCUUCCGAAUACCUUAUGGGUGUAGAGAAUAAGUUAGGUGUAGAAAAAAGUUAUAUGGGUUCAAAUAAAAUUUUCCUAUUCAUAAUUUAAUUACGAUACAUAUGUUCAGAGUUA
Messenger RNA from Malus domestica (apple), 697 nucleotides. Lineage: Eukaryota; Viridiplantae; Streptophyta; Magnoliopsida; Rosales; Rosaceae. The record is from RefSeq and is a predicted model, not a curated record.